Molecule: messenger RNA, 1605 nt
Organism: Rotaria socialis
Lineage: Eukaryota; Metazoa; Rotifera; Eurotatoria; Philodinida; Philodinidae
Source: the annotation of a GenBank genome assembly
AUGCCAAGCAUUAUCGAGCAUGACCGUUCGAAAAUGCGUUUUAACGCAUCAUCAAUGAUAUUUGUUCGUUUUCUUUUGCAAACUCUUGUGAUUUGGUGUAUUAUCUAUUUCAUCAAUCAUCUUUUAUUGCGUUAUCAUGGAACAAAACGUUCAUAUAAUCGGCUACUUCGUUCGUUAGGUUGUCAUGUUUCGUUAUUAAAUAUAGGAUUUUAUACAACAUCAUUUAAUCGUGCUUUUUAUCGUAUUGGUACAACUAAUUCUCGUCUAUGGAAGAUAUGGUUUACUGUAGGAAUUCUUGUUGCCUUUGCAACAGCUGUAACAUCUUGUGUUACUCUACUUAUUUUACCGAUUAAAUAUAUAUAUGAAUUGCAAAGAAGACAUUCAGUAAAUGCAAAUGUUGUAAUAAGUACACAAGGUGAUACUCGAAUAUUAACAGACAAUACUAGUAAUCGAAAAGAUGCAAUAGAAAGUGACCGUGAUAAAUUAUUAAUUCAACCAAUAAUUCCUGGUGUUAAUGUACCAUUAGAACAAAUGCCACAUUUUUUCUUAGCGUUACUUAUAUGUACAGUAUUUCAUGAGUUUGGACAUGCUGUGGCGGCAUCAGCUGAACAAAUUCGUGUCAAUGGUUGUGGAUAUUUUUUAUUUCUACUCUACCCUGGUGCUUAUGUUGAUCUACAUCAAGAACAAUUACAAAUGAUCUCAGCUGUGAGACAAUUAAGAAUUUAUUGUGCUGGUGUCUUUCAUAAUAUGGUUCUGGUUAUUAUUGCUGUUAUAUUUCUUCUUUUAAAUCCUCUUUUUCUUCGAUAUUUCUAUACAGAAGCAGCAACUGUUUAUCGUGUAGCAAAAGAUUCACCAAUUCGUGACCUUUUACCAGUUCAUUCAACAAUACAAUCGAUUGAUGCAUGUAUAGUAAAUACAUCCAAUGAUUGGUAUAAAUGUUUACGAUUGAUCAACGAUCGGCCGCCACAACAUAGUAGUGGGCAUUGUCUAACGCAAAGUGAAAUACAAAUUCAUUCAAGUCAUAUUGAAUUGAAUCAAAGAAUUAAUUUUGACUGUUGUCAGAAUUUAUCACAAAAAAAUUAUUGUUUUCUUCAUCAUUCAAAACAGUAUCCUGAUCAUAAUGGUGCAUGUAUGGAAGCUCGUAUUGUUACAAAACAUCCAUCGUGUUUAAUCAAUAGUGAUUGUCAAAGUUACAACGGUGAUGCGUCAUGUGUUCAUCCAUUUUCAUUCGACAAUGUUACACGUUUAAUACGUAUUGCACAUAGUAGUGGCCCAACAAUACUUUUUGUCGGUUCAAUUCACGAAAUUUACCGAACCAUUCACAUUCAAUCCUAUAAACCAAAUUAUAAAUAUUUUCCAACAAUUCUAAUUGAUGAUGUUCCAUUAUUUUUUCAAUAUCUCGGUGCAUUUUCAUUUGCAUUGGCCUUUUUUAAUGCAGUACCUUGUUAUGCAUUGGAUGGUCAAUAUAUUCUUUCGUCAUUUGUUGAAUAUUUAUCACCAAGUUUAUUUAAACGUCGACGUGCGAGUAUUUUACUUGGCUUAAUUUUUGGUACUUGCCUUCUUAUUAUUAAUGUUACACUUGCUUUUGCUCGUUAUUUUCUUUAA